Molecule: messenger RNA, 1515 nt
Organism: Rhizophagus irregularis DAOM 181602=DAOM 197198
Lineage: Eukaryota; Fungi; Glomeromycota; Glomeromycetes; Glomerales; Glomeraceae
Source: RefSeq, a predicted model, not a curated record
AUGUUAGUGUCAUUCAAUUGUUCAGUUCUAAGCGACACGUUUAACCUUAUUGACUCUUUCUUGGUUAACUUUAAUAAAGAAAAUGAUGAAAACAUAAUUGCCAAGCUUGGUAAUAAUCAUUACGACUUUAAAGAUUUCAAAGUUGGUCACCUCAAGGAUUAUAUCUGCGAUAGGAGAAAAGUUGCUGAUUCUGAUAGACACGCAGUGAAACUUUGGAAAGUUGACGUCAAAGAUGAAAGUGACAUUAAAGAAAAACCUAAAGAAGAUGAAAUGAAACCUAGACUAAUGUUUAAGGACUAUUUUCAAGAUGAAUUAAAUGGAGUUAAAUUUACAAUGUCUAAUAUCCAUGUCAUUGCCAUCAUCCCCAUGUCAUUCAAUUGUUCAGUUCUAAGCGACACGGUUAACCCUCUUGACUCUUUCUUGGUUAACUUUAAUAAAGAAAAUAAUGAAAACAUAAUUGCCAAGCUUGGUAAUAAUCAUUACGACUUUAAAGAUUUCAAAGUUGGUCACCUCAAGGAUUAUAUCUGCGAUAGGAGAAAAGUUGCUGAUUCUGAUAGACACGCAGUGAAACUUUGGAAAGUUGACGUCAAAGAUGAAAGUGACAUUAAAGAAAAACCUAAAGAAGAUGAAAUGAAACCUAGACUAAUGUUUAAGGACUAUUUUCAAGAUGAAUUAAAUGGAGUUAAAUUUACAAUGUCUAAUAUCCAUGUCAUUGCCAUCAUCCCCAUGUCAUUCAAUUGUUCAGUUCUAAGCGACACGGUUAACCCUCUUGACUCUUUCUUGGUUAACUUUAAUAAAGAAAAUAAUGAAAACAUAAUUGCCAAGCUUGGUAAUAAUCAUUACGACUUUAAAGAUUUCAAAGUUGGUCACCUCAAGGAUUAUAUCUGCGAUAGGAGAAAAGUUGCUGAUUCUGAUAGACACGCAGUGAAACUUUGGAAAGUUGACGUCAAAGAUGAAAGUGACAUUAAAGAAAAACCUAAAGAAGAUGAAAUGAAACCUAGACUAAUGUUUAAGGACUAUUUUCAAGAUGAAUUAAAUGGAGUUAAAUUUACAAUGUCUAAUAUCCAUGUCAUUGCCAUCAUCCCCAUGUCAUUCAAUUGUUCAGUUCUAAGCGACACGGUUAACCCUCUUGACUCUUUCUUGGUUAACUUUAAUAAAGAAAAUAAUGAAAACAUAAUUGCCAAGCUUGGUAAUAAUCAUUACGACUUUAAAGAUUUCAAAGUUGGUCACCUCAAGGAUUAUAUCUGCGAUAGGAGAAAAGUUGCUGAUUCUGAUAGACACGCAGUGAAACUUUGGAAAGUUGACGUCAAAGAUGAAAGUGACAUUAAAGAAAAACCUAAAGAAGAUGAAAUGAAACCUAGACUAAUGUUUAAGGACUAUUUUCAAGAUGAAUUAAAUGGAGUUAAAUUUACAAUGUCUAAUAUCCAUGUCAUUGCCAUCAUCCCCAGUAAGUGUCUCCCCAUGUUUUACCUCUCGAACAAGAAAUUUGCAGUAACAAAUAUCGAUUUGGUCUGA